Molecule: messenger RNA, 6030 nt
Organism: Venturia canescens
Lineage: Eukaryota; Metazoa; Arthropoda; Insecta; Hymenoptera; Ichneumonidae
Gene: Chro
Product: chromator
Exons: 10
Coding region: 634-4323 (1229 amino acids)
Source: RefSeq, a predicted model, not a curated record
UUAUCCACGCUGCGAAGAAUCUUCUCUCGUUCUUUUUGUCAUACUUUUGCUCAAAUAUUACGGAACUUCAGGAUUGCUUGUGUGUGCGUGUAUAUGUUUGUGCGUGAGUGUACAAGGAGUAUGGAGAAAAGAACCAAAUAAAAAAAAAAAAUAAGAGAAAAAACAGGAAGUGCACGGUGUUUGCGACUUUGCGAAUGGGCCGCGCGAUGUAGGCUCGUUUUUUUCCUUUUCUUUUUGGUUCGUGGUAGAGAGCCAUCUUGACGACGAGAAUAUACGGCUUGUACUCUCCAUCGUGCGGCGCGACAUAUAGACCCUAGAUCUAGUUGGGAGACAAAAAAAAGGAUAAAAAGAGUUGAGAAAAAGAUAGUUUUCUCGACGCGGAAGACAUACAAGGAACGAUAAAUAAGGCGGCAAUGGAAAUGUUUCGGUUUAAGCGCGUUAUUGAACAUUUUAUAGACAUAUCGUGAAUUUUGGGUAAAAAACGGAAAAAGAGAGAGCAGAAAAAAAACAAUCGACGCGCUUCGGUCAUUCCGCGACGAUAUAGUUGCGAAACUACGAAAAACCGACGCUUUCCUCCCGGUUUUCACCCACGCAACACCGAAUUGACUAAAAUUUUGAAACAUUGCGGCCACAAUGGAAGCCGACGAUGGCCCGUCUACGGCCAUCAACAAUAAUCCAGCCACAAUAAGAGCUGCUCAAGAAGAAAUGGGUAGACUGGAUAUUCUGGUUUGUGGAAAAUGCCAUUCGGUAUUCCACUUUGUCGAAGCAUUUCAGGAGCAUCGCAACAGAGAAGGGGCCUGCUCUGAAGUGUCACAUUUCCGUGAAAAUGCGAAUCACGAACAGAAGGCACAAGUAUGGGCCUUUCUGUUGUGGAAAGACUUACAGAUACAGCUUGAAGGGGGUGACAAAGAUUCAGCGAAUUCUUGGAAGCUUUAUCAAAAAUGGUGUAAAAUGGACGUCCACAUUAGAGAUGCCUGGGUCACUGCUGGCAGAACAAUACAAACAUUCAGCAAAAUAAGCAACACAAAAAUGCAUGACAGUCCUCGUCCUCAGGCACAGAUGAAUUCAACUAAUGAAGGUGGAAAAAUAAUUGUUCGCAAAGUAAUAAGAAAUGGGCAACCCGAAGAGGCUAAAAAUGAGUCAAGAAAAGAACCCUUGAAACCAACAGAAUUGAAGAAUCUAAAAACUGGAGAAAAUGCUGGAGAGCUCAAGGACAAAGUCAGAGCGAAGCCCACAAUUAGGCCGAAGGUAAAACCGGGCAAGGUUGCUGGACAAGACGAUGGCGAACCCAGCGACACAGAAUAUGUCGUAGAAAAAAUUUUGGCCAAGCGAUACAACACGAAAAAACGAUGUUCCGAAUAUUUAUUGAAAUGGGAGGGUUUCAGCUAUGAGCACAACACAUGGGAACCGGCCGAAACAGUUGGGACAUGCAAAUUUUUGCUCGAGGAGUUUGAGAGGAAUCUCGCCAAACAAAAAGAAAUAAAAGCUCAACAACAGGCGCAACAAAAUGCAAAGGCAGCUGUAGCAGCACGUAACAUUGUUUCCAAGACGCUCCUCAAAACUGAAACUAGCAAAGCCGGUCCAAGCUCAGCGGCUCAAACGACAAGGCCGAUGCGCUCGAGCAAGUCAAAGGCACUGGAUCAAGUGAAGCAGUGGUGUGGCUCGAUGAAGGACGAAGAUCACGAUGUUUUGGGCAAACGACGCAUGGAAUUUUCGGAGAGUGAUUCAGAGGAUGCGGGAAGCAGUGCACCGAAGAGAGUAAAGGGUGAGACUGGCAGUGACGAUGAUUGGACAGCCGAAUCGGAGGAGGAUCGAAUAAUGGGCCGCAGUGACGUAAUACAGAGGGCCUUCAAUCGUGCGAACGUGCAGUCGAAUGGUUCGAACCGAGUAGUUUCAGGCGGAGGAGAUUUGGCGUCGUCAUUGGGACUUCAAUCGCCGGAGGCUCCAAAAAUGGGUCAAAGUCCAGUUCUGGUAGCAAAUGCGAAAGGUGUGGUAAAGGUGGAUCCGAAGCAGAUGCCGAAUUUGACAUCGGGAGUUUACGUAAUGUCACGAAAAGAUGGUAUAAUAAAAUUGGAUUCAUCGCCUGGUGCGAAACUGGCGGUCAAAGGAGCGACAUCGGCGAGUCCUCAGGGUGUAUUGAUGGUCCAAAACCGAACGGACACAAUUAAUACCGUUGUAAGGAAGCAAAUAUUGGCGACGUCACAAGCAAAUUCAAUAACGCCUGUCAAAGUCGUACAAAAACCCGAUGGAAGUCAAGUCGUAACACAAAUGAAGGUCGUAACGAAGAAUGUGACAAAAGCACCAACCGCCCAGUCGAGAGGCGGUCUCGUGAUGCAACAAAAACCGGAGCCUAUUAAAAUUCAACCUAAACCGGAUGUUAAUCAACAGAUACAACAAAUUCACGUGGUUACGGCUGUUCCGGCUCCUGGAGUUGGUAUAUCACCGAGGCUUCAGACAAGCACGACAACGACGAUACGUCCGAACACUGGAGCGAUUCAACGUAACCAAGAUGCUUCACGCGGCUUAUUAUCCAGGCCGGCACUCAGAGGUGCGACACCAACGAGUGUGUUGGGAAUGGGUGCGACACGUACAAUGGUCCGAGCCACGACUCCGAAGGGACCUCAAGCCGCGACGACCCCACUAGUGAGGCAGACACUGACAAAACGUGUUUCCGGAAGCCCUCAGGGAGAGAGAACAACACUAACGAGUCCUCAGGCUUCUGCCCCUCCGCAGAUACGUCCCAAAGUCACUGUACUAACCGCUCAAUCUGCGUUGAGCCAGAAACCCGUGACGAGUCCAAUAGUGCCGAAACAAUCACCGAAGAAUCAAGCAGGCAAGCCUCAGUCGCUACUCUCACCGCAACAAAAGUUAUUGAUGGCUAAGAGAAAAGCGCAAGAAGCAGUGGGUCUUGUUAAAUCAGGAAAUCGUGGUCUUUUGGCUGGUGCGAGAGCCGCACAAGCGCGUGGAGGUCGAGGAAAACCUUUGACGAGUACCGGUCAACCAGGAACACCAACGAGCCUCGCUGCGGCUGCGUUGAACCAAGGAAACAACACUAAUAAGCCAAAAGAAAGCAAAUUAGUCGAGGGAGAUAGUUUACACAUGGAAUUUCACGAGGUUGGCUCGGAAGAGAGUAGCAACAGUGACGCUGAGCCGGACAUUCCACCCCAAGAAGUCGAUAACGUCGUUAACAAACAACCAGAAAGUCCACCCAGACCUUUCACCCUGUGUCCGUUGACGGGGCGCAUUAUCGGACCCGAUGGAGAACCUAUGGAAACACAAGCAGAACCGGAAGUCGCGGCACAAACUCCGAGCACAACAACGAGCAUCAUUGACACGAGUCAAGCCUCUAUCACAACUACGGUCGCUCCGUCAUUACAGGAAAAAGAGGCCACGAACUCAACGAACGUCGAUACAAAUGCCGAGCUCGUUUUACCCUCUCUCGAUGCGCUCACGGAUGCAGCUGGUAUAAUGAGGGUCGAAAUGAGCCCCGGUGGCACAACCGGUACCAUUGUACAGAGCAACGAAGCGACACCUAUGAAUCUAGACGCGGUCGCAGUUUCCACCACAGAAUUGCCGUGUCUAGACGACAGCGAACCUUGCGAAACGAAUAACCCAAUUAUUGCGACUAACGAGAACGUUUCCCUGGCGGAAACGACCGCAACCAGCACCGAAACCACAGCUUCGAGCAUCGUCACGAGCGCCAAUCUUCCCGGAAACGUCGAUAAACCUCAGGAACAACCGAUGGAAACAACAACGACGACUCCCACCGCCGUUCAACCCCCUACUAAUCCCGAAGAGGAGAAAUUCGAUCAAGAAAGAAGAAACGCCGCUGAAUCAGAAGCUUCGAAUCUCGUUACAAUCACCGGUGAAGACGGCGUAGUUUAUCAAGUCGCUGGCCACGCGGAGGAUGGACAAACGCUUCUCGUUACUCGCAGCGGAGACGGCGAACAAUCCUGCGUUUACGUCACCACCGAACAACAAAACGAUGACGGCUCUGUUCUCACUCUCGAUCACGCUGUCGCCGAAGCUGUCGCUCAAUUGAUCCCCGAUCAAGUCAAUCUUGCUCCACAAUUUUACGUCAAAGAAGCUGAGACUGAAAACAACGAGAAUCAAAUGGUCAUGUCCAUUAUGGAUGGCAGCUCUGGCAAUGUCGCCACUCAAGAGGAUCCUGAUGGCCAAGCACAAGUCGUCGCGCAAGUCGUUCAGGCUGAUGAACCGACUCCAGGUGGUACAAGAAGAGUCGUGCUGUUGUUACCGGACGGAAAUUUGAUGAUGACUGAGGUCGACGAGGAGCAAUACGCGGCCCUGGAGUUAGACAAGUGAAAAAUGAACGAGAACAAGACAUUUGAGGAAGAAGUAGAAGACGAAGAAGAAGAAGAAGAAGAAGAAUUGAGCAAGACAAUUCCUGCUGCGUGAAAAUCUUCGAAAAAACGGAUCUACGCGAAAAUAAUAAUGCAUUAAGGAGAUAAAAAGUAAAGAAAUACAUGAACGAGUCGUACGAAGCAGGGAUGUCGAGGAAUGUACAUAUGUAAGUGUUAACUUCGUACGACGUAGAGACCGAUAACUGUCGGGUCAAAUUCGGUGAUUUUUUUCACCGUAUUAAAGCCCCAAGAACUAAAAACGUAGAUGUGACACUGAAUAAGAAAAAAACAACAACAAGAGACAAAAAUCUAUGCUCUAGAUUGAAGAACAAAAAUUUAACAGGAGAAAAGAUUUAAAAAAAAAAACAAAAUAAAACGAUAAGUUACGUGUUUUAGAACUUUGUCUCAAUGUUUAACACACACACACACACACACCCGCUGAUAUAUUUUUAUUCUUACAUUUAAUUAAAUAUAUCGAUAACGAUGCGUAAGCACAGUUAUAGAAUAAUCAAUCAUACUCUUAAUAACAGGACCGAAAACAAUAAAUGAAAAAAAAAAAAAAAAAAAAAAAAAACAUCCACACGAUCUAUAUUCGCUCGGGAGUAAUGAAGAAGAAAAACAAACGAAAUUAUAUAUAAAUAUAUAUAUAUAUGCAUAUAUAUAUAUAUAUUGUAUUUUCACGAUCCAUUACACGAUCGGGGGCUUCAAAAUUUUUGUUAAACUGUGUCUACCAUAUAAAGACAGAUUUCGAAUUUCCCGUGAAGGGAAAUUCACGGCGCAAGCUUAUGCUUUUCUUGCAGUCGUUUGAAGAAAAAAAAGAAAAUCCGGAAACAUUAAUACGAUCUCCGAGAAAGAAGGUUAUCAAGCGAAAGAAAUAUAAAAAUACUGUGUGAAAAUCGGUAUGAAACCAAUUUGUUAUACACGAAUCGGGAAAGCCCUUGAUUUUCUUAUGAUCUUUAUAUUGCUUUUUUUUUUCAUUCUUUUUUGACGAAAGUCUCUCUUCCACUACAUCUUACUCUUGAUGAUGUUCACCGCGAAAAAAAUGUGCCUAUUUUUACGAAGGAUAAACAAUUGUCCUGAGUUUAAGGGCUCGCUCGAAAUUGCGCAUAAAAAAAACUGAGCAUUCGCUUGAAAUUUCGCAUCUUACUGUGUUAUUUUUUUUCAACAAUCCUGAAAAUUGAUUCUUGGGCUAUUAAUCGCGAAGCCUCACAUGUGUAAACAAAGAAGAAAAAAAACCCCUUAUCGUGUCCAUGGUCGACGAUAUGGAAAUUCUAGUAUUUUAAUUACACACGUUAGUUCUUCUGUAAAUAACAUUGUCACCUUAAUCUCCUUUAUACUAUUACGAGGAAACAAAAUAAUAAUAACGAUGAUGAUUGUUUUCGAAUAAACAAUAUGCAUGAGAUGAAACAAAGAAAAAGAAAAAAUGGCAGUAAAGUUUUUGGUUACGGAAGAAAUUGACAGCGAUGAAAUGGAUAUUUCCAUGGAAAAUGACAAACCCAAACGGGCCAGUGUCGAAUAUUUGGUUCAUGAGAUUUUUCGAGAUUUCUUUUUAUCGGGAAAUGGAGAUUCACCGUUUUCUGGAACCAAGGGACAUUCGCACACCGAGGUAAUCCAAUUAUUCUGGAAAUAUUGGGUGUUGAGGUUGAAUAAAUUGAAGUUUAAACAGAAA